AAGCAUCAUUCUUCAGUGUAUCUAACAAAGAACCAACUUUUAUGAAUUUGGAUGUCUACAGUAACAAGUUCCCAGCGUUUCAGCUCAUAAUUACUCUGUUUCAGCCUAUGUUUUAAAGUUGCUUAUCUUGAAACUUGAUGUUGUGUGAAGUUACAAGGAUAUAUUUGUUAUGUAGUAUCUUUCAUACAAUCAACCUUUGAGAGUAGGUGGAUAUUACUCAUUCUAAUACAAGGCCACAACAAACUCUAAAAUUAAAUUACCAUCGGAUGUAACAGCUUAAUACUUCUCUCAUGUGUAUGCUUAAUACAGACACUGAAUAAACCAGCCUAAAUGUGGAUAACACAUGCAACGAUCGUAAACAGGGUGACAAACAAUUUAUCUUCCUGUAAGAAAUGCAUGUUUAUGAGAACCUUGGUUUGAGAAAUGGUUUUCCAUAUUUUGGUAAUAAUUUCUUGUGUGAUUUUUUUUUUCACAAAUCACAAUCAAAGAAACACACCUUGACUGAUGCCAUUCUUCUAGUUGAAGCGAUUAGAUGCAUACAUCUUUUUUCUUUCUGGAAGUAUCAAAUGAUAUCAUUUACUGUAUGAAUAGCUUGUUUGGUGGAUAUUUGUUGGUAAAAGUCGGUGUUUAAUUAUUAUGGUGACUUACAGAGGGGAUGGAUCAUCAGAGGUGCAGCUAGGCCAGACUCUUGUUAUGGGCAUUGUUACUGCUCAAUUGGUUCAGCCUUAUAAAGAUCGGCCUAAGGAAGGGAUGCUUUCAAUCAUCACAGAAUUUUCUCCAAUGGCUGAUCCUUCAUUUGAGCCAGGUCGUCCUGGAGAAUUGGCUGUGGAGUUGGGACGUAUAAUUGACCGUGGUCUAAGGGAUGUGACGAGGGUCUGUCCUGACAUUUUAAGGGCCCUAGACAAAAUAAAAAUAAGGCCCCUAAAAAUUAACUUGGGGCCCUAGUGUAUAGUAGAGCAUGAGGCCUGGGUGCUUCGUCUGGUUCAGCUUCACUAUCACCAUCUUCCAGCAUUUCACCCUCAGUUUCUUGUCAAUGGAUUUGCUUAAAAGCUGAAAAUAUUUUCAAAAAUGGGCCCCUCCAAACCAGGGCCCUAGGCGGUCGCCCCCCUCGCUUACCCUCAGGGUCGGGGCUGGAUGUGGUGGAACUUAGAUUCUGGUUUUUGACUGUGUUGUUCUUAUUCAAAUAAAGGUAAUUGAAGGUUUAUAGUUGUC
Molecule: messenger RNA, 1212 nt
Organism: Hibiscus syriacus
Lineage: Eukaryota; Viridiplantae; Streptophyta; Magnoliopsida; Malvales; Malvaceae
Product: exosome complex component RRP45B-like
Exons: 2
Coding region: 637-945 (102 amino acids)
Biological process (GO): exonucleolytic trimming to generate mature 3'-end of 5.8S rRNA from tricistronic rRNA transcript (SSU-rRNA, 5.8S rRNA, LSU-rRNA); TRAMP-dependent tRNA surveillance pathway; U4 snRNA 3'-end processing
Cellular component (GO): cytoplasmic exosome (RNase complex); nuclear exosome (RNase complex)
Source: RefSeq, a predicted model, not a curated record